Molecule: messenger RNA, 3395 nt
Organism: Boleophthalmus pectinirostris (great blue-spotted mudskipper)
Lineage: Eukaryota; Metazoa; Chordata; Actinopteri; Gobiiformes; Gobiidae
Gene: mfsd2ab
Product: MFSD2 lysolipid transporter A, lysophospholipid b
Exons: 14
Coding region: 150-1715 (521 amino acids)
Biological process (GO): carbohydrate transport
Cellular component (GO): membrane
Molecular function (GO): lysophospholipid:sodium symporter activity
Source: RefSeq, a predicted model, not a curated record
UAACCCUUUUUGCCUCCGCAUCGUUUCAGUUUUCACACAGAUAGGAGACUACCGCGAUUCACUUAGGACGUUUUCAUCAAAGCAAUAGUUUAUCUAACUCGUAUUUGUUUAAAUUGAUUUUUGUAUCAAGUUCAAGCCUCAGACGUGAUAUGGCCAAAGGAGAAGGAGGCGAACAAUACUCCAACGCCAGUUUGUUGAAUAAACCCAGUUCAGAUGGCAUUCAGUUGGCAAGGAAGCGUGACAGGAAUAGACUAUCCAUCUGCAACAAGUUGUGCUAUGCAGUUGGAGGUGCGCCCUACCAGAUCACAGGAUGUGCCCUGGGCUUCUUUCUGCAGAUCUAUCUCCUGGACGUGGCUCAGUUGGACCCCUUCUAUGCAUCUAUCAUUCUAUUUGUGGGAAGAGCUUGGGAUGCAAUAACUGACCCCACAGUGGGAUUUCUGGUCUCUAGAAGCCCAUGGACUCGUUUUGGACGCAUGCUGCCAUGGAUCCUGUUUUCUACCCCUCUGGCUGUACUUGCCUACUUCCUCAUCUGGUACGUGCCCCCCUUUGAGAACGGCAAAGUCAUCUGGUACCUCUUCUUCUACUGCCUCUUCCAGACCCUCCAAACAUGUUUCCAUGUGCCAUAUUCUGCCCUCACAAUGUUCAUCAGCUCAGAACAAAAAGAAAGGGACUCCGCGACUGCAUACAGGAUGACCGUGGAGGUCUUGGGCACUGUGCUUGGUACCGCAAUCCAGGGUCAGAUAGUGGGAAUGGCCAAUGCACCGUGCCUCCCGGGACCUAAUGGCAACAAUAGCAACAGCUCUCUCACAGAAUCCUCACCAGAACCUGGCAUCUCUAUUGAGCACACUAGAAUGGCAUAUAUGAUUUCCUCUGGAGUCAUCUGCUUAAUCUACAUCCUCUGUGCUGUGGUUCUCUUCUUUGGUGUAAGAGAGCAGAAAGAAUCAUGUCGGCCAAAGUCGGAGCCAAUGUCGUUUUUUCAAGGAAUCAGGCUAGUGAUGGGCCAUGGACCCUAUGCCAAACUGGUCAUGGUUUUCCUCUUCACCUCACUGGGCUUCAUGCUCCUGGAAGGAAACUUUGCCCUUUUCUGCAGCUACACUUUGGGUUUCAGAAACGACUUCCAGAAUAUCCUGCUAGUCAUUAUGCUCUCUGCAACAUUGACCAUUCCCUUCUGGCAAUGGUUCCUCAGUCGCUUUGGGAAAAAGACUGCAGUUUAUGUUGGAAGCUUGUCUGUGGUUCCUUUCCUUGUCCUGGUGGCACUUGUGAAGAGCAACUUGAUCAUCACCUAUAUUGUGUCAUUUGCUGCUGGAGUGUCUGUGGCAGCAGCCUUCCUUUUGCCAUGGUCUAUGCUUCCUGAUGUGGUAGAUGAUUUCCAAGUGCAUAAUCCCGACUCUACUGGCCACGAGGCGCUUUUUUACUCGUUCUACGUCUUCUUCACCAAGUUUGCAUCCGGGGUCUCACUGGGCAUCUCCACUCUCAGUUUAGAUUUUGCUGGCUACGUGACAAGAGGGUGCUCUCAACCGGCUGCAGUGGAUUUAACCUUGAAACUCCUGGUCUCUGCUGCCCCUAUUGCUCUCAUUAUUAUUGGACUUUGCAUACUGUACACUUAUCCGAUUGAUGAGGAGAGGAGGCAAGGCAACCGCAAACUGUUGCAGGAGCAGAGGGACAGUGAAAGUGAUUCAGAAACAGACUCCACAGAACUGGCCAAUAUGGUGUAGCAAUGUGCCGACCCUGGACUAAGUGGCUAGUUGGCUGGUUGGCUGGUAUUUUGCACUGGGUUGGGACCAACAUACCUGGGCCUGUUGAGUAAGACAGGUACUGCCUUGUCCAAUCACAAUGCUGCUGUUUGAAGUCUACAAAACUUGAGUGUCAGCCACAUGAGGCCUUUUCUAAAAAACAGUUCAUCUACAAUCAACGCAUUUUAUAGCAUGUUAUUCAUCCUCUCCUUUAUGUCAGUCACACCUCAAAAGCCUUAAUUUACCAGCAUGCUGCUUUUGAGUGCUGUGGGAAUUUCCUAAAGAUUGUCUUCUGGGUGAGGAAUGGCACAAAAUAUUGAAAUGUGUUGGCAAAGGAAGGUUUUCCAAUGCUGCCAUUCAUGGUGCUACAAAUCUGAACUUGAGUUUCCAUCCAUUUUUAAAACCAUGUUGCGCAUUUGUGUCCUUUAAACUGUGCAAAAAAACUUUUUCCUCAGUUGCAGACACCAAUAGACAUCUGUAUAUACUUACCUGCAACUAAAGGACAUUGUACCUAAAGACACUGGAAAAGCUGCUCUCAAAUCACUGACACAGCAUUUUAAAGCACAUUUAUGUGUGGUUUACAAAAUCACAUCGUUUCUUCAGAGUUUACAAAUCUGUCAACUGUCCCAUCUCAUUCCACCUCAAUGUUCUUUCUGCUACUGGUCAUGUGAUGGUGGAGCAGCAGACCUCACCAUAAAGUUGAAACCACUACAACAGUAAAGAAAAGCUUUCUGUUUGCACAAUUAGAGGCCAUAACAUACAGUAUAUACAUCAGACAAUUUAUAGAUCAAAAUCUAAAGACUGGAGAAACUAUUUUCUCUGCAAAACCACCCUCAGUUGUUACCAUUAUAUGUAUUUAAAUAUUUAUUUCAUCUUGAAAUCCUGUUUGCCAUAGUUUUGCAGUAUUUAAAGUCUGUAUGGUUGUUCCAGCUGAAUGGUGAAAGUUUUAAAAUGCUGAUUGGAAUAAAGGUAGCUGUAGGUGUAAUUUUAAAAAAAAAACAGAUUUUUUUAAAUGCAUGUCACUACAGCUGCUUUUGUUCAGAAGGGUAUUCUAAAGGGAAAUUACGUUGAAAGUUGAAGAUGUGAAUGUGAUAUAGCCUCCUGUGUUGACUUUUUUGUUGUAAAUAUGUUGUGAAGGAACAGAAUACUUUGUGUCCUUGUCAUAAAAAUGACAAAAGGCAUAAUUCAUAUCCAUUGAUAUGAAAAUGUACAGUGUCAUAUGUUAUACAUACUGCUCCAUCUGUAACAUGUUAUUUUUAAUAACGGGUUGCCAGAUUUCAUAUUUAUUCCCCUUUUUGUUUAUUUAUAAAACAGAAUUUAUUCCAUUCGAAGAGGGGGAUACUGCACAAUGAACACUGUGCCAUUUCUAUGUAAAGCCCUAAACGAGUUGUAGAUUAUGUAAAUGUCCUGUUUUAUCUUAUCAGUGUGUUGUAUUUUAUGCCAGUGAACUUCCCAAAUGACUGAGGCUGUAGCCAAAUUUGUGAUCCACAAACGCCUUGUGUACAAGCCUCCUGUGCAUAUGUAUAUAUUGUAUGUAUACUUGUAAAUAUCUUUGAUAUUUGGUGAUGUAAGUCAAUUCUGUGUAUUCUGUACUGUACUGUAGUUAUUUAAAGAAAAAGAAAAUGAAGACAUUGUUAAUAAACAUUAAUUGUACUGUGAAAA